Molecule: messenger RNA, 2062 nt
Organism: Pneumocystis carinii B80
Lineage: Eukaryota; Fungi; Ascomycota; Pneumocystomycetes; Pneumocystales; Pneumocystaceae
Exons: 7
Coding region: 46-2016 (656 amino acids)
Biological process (GO): retrograde transport, endosome to Golgi; receptor recycling; endosome organization
Cellular component (GO): early endosome; recycling endosome; trans-Golgi network
Molecular function (GO): protein binding
Source: RefSeq, a predicted model, not a curated record
AGGUUAUUAGAGUAAAAAAAAUAAUAAGUAGAGUAUAAUAGAAAGAUGAAGUCACUGGAGAAUAUAGUAUUUGCAUUGCAUGAUUUUGAAGCAGUUAAUCCAGAAGAUUUACCGUUAAAGCGCGGAGAACAGAUUUUUGUUUUAAAAAAAGAUGAAGGAUUUAAUGAUGGAUGGUGGGAGGGUCAAAAUACGGAGGGCCGGAAGGGAUUAUUUCCAGUUAUAUAUACUAUGUCGUAUUCAGAGUUAGUUAAAGUUCUUUCAGUUGAACCUCUUACGCCAAAAACUCCGAUAAAAAAUGCAAAAGUUGAUUUAAUGAAAACUACUAUUUCGAAUAUAGAUGAUUUAUUAUCAUAUAUUGAUCGGAAUGGUUUUAAAAAUAUGAGUCUUGAAGAUUCUAAUGUGAACAUUUUGAAUUGGACACCACAAGAGGUAGCAUCAUGGAUUGAAUCGAAAGGAUUUGGAUCGGUAGCAGACAAAUUUAUUGAGCAUGAAAUAACAGGGGAUAUUCUAAUUCAAAUGGAUUAUUCACAUUUAAGAGAGAUAGAUAUUUUUAGUUUUGGAAAAAGAUUUGAAAUUGAACGUGAAAUUAAAUUACUUCGAGAUUCAUUGUCUAUUGCAGCGGAAAAACAUAUAAACGAGAGGCUAAAAGAUGAUACACAAUCUUCUCAAUCUAUGAUUACAGCUAGAAAUUUUCACUCUGAAAGAUCAGACUAUGCGCAAUCUAUGCGUAGUAUUAAUUCGGCAUCAAUUAAACGAGGAUCAUAUGAAAACAGUUUUUUACAUGUGAAUAAUCUAUCUGUUGAUCAGUCCUAUAGAAGUUCUCGGAAUGGGAUACCUAUAGAUGAAGUUAGUGUUGUUUCUAAACACUCCUUAGAUCAGCCAACUUCUAUAUACAAUCAUAAAAUUGAAAUGUCUAAUGGUUCUGAAUGUUUAGAAUCUUUAAAAAUGCAUUCUAAGGAUUCUGAAGCUACUGUUAAUAGUAAGAGUUCAUGGAAAGUUACUAACAAAUUGGUUCGUGCGUAUAAAAGGAAAUCUAAAUCUUACGUUAUGGUUGGUCGUUUACAGAAAAUUGACAAGGGAUUUGAUCAUAAAAAAGCAGCAAGACUUUCUAAACACAUGAGUCAAGAUGUUUUAAAAGCAUGUCCAUAUGGAAAUUAUAGGCAAAUGGAUACUAUAACUAUGUUGAAAGAAAUACAAUCUUGUAACACUGCUUCUAGUAAGACUUUUAAAGUAGAAAAAGAAGCUUUAAAAACACCUUUAAAAAAGCCAAGCAAAGUAUCCAUAGCUAAAAAAUCUUUAUUAAAAAGAGAUCAAAAAGUGCCAACUGCUAUAAAAGAAGGUAUUCGGCAUAUUUCUGUACAUGAUGCUAUAAAAGAAGCUGAUCAUUAUGGCUGGAUGCGUAAAAAAACAGAAAGAUAUGGGCAAUGGAAACUUAGAUUUUUUUGUUUAACUGGAACAAGACUUUCUUAUUUUUAUACUGAAGAUGAUAUUGGUGAAAAGGGUUUAAUCGAUAUUAAUUCUUAUCGUGUGGUUUCAGUUAAUAAUCGGUUUUUCUAUGGAGAGAGGAAAUUUUGUUUUAAAAUUAUUCCUCCUGUUCCUGGUACUGCUAAAGGUAUUAACUUUACCUCGCCUAAAGUUCACUAUUUUGCCACGGAUACAUUAGAGGAAAUGAAAGAAUGGGUUAGAGCACUUAUAAAAAUUACAAUUGGCAGAGAUAAUUCAGUACCUGUCUUAUCAUCUUGUAAAGUUCCGACUAUUUCUCUCAAAGCUGCUAAAGAAAAAAUGACUGCUAAUAUUCUUAUGAACGAUAAAUCUGAGUGCGAAUCUUUAAGUGAAAACGCUUCUUCUAAAAUAACCUCUUAUCAAGAACAUCCUUUAUCUUCUGAUUUAAUUAACCCUUAUCACUCCGAAAACCUUCUAGAUCAUCUAAAUCCCACCGAAACUAGUAGUUUUAUAAGCGAUAUAAAAUCUGCUUGGGAAAAUGUUGAAGUCUUCGCUAACACCACUCAAGAAUGAUUUAUUUCAUUCAUUCAUUCAUUCAUUCUAAUCUUUUCUAAUCAAC